Messenger RNA from Manis javanica (Malayan pangolin), 624 nucleotides. The record is from RefSeq and is a predicted model, not a curated record. NCBI's taxonomy places the organism in Eukaryota, Metazoa, Chordata, Mammalia, Pholidota, Manidae.
UGAGAGCUUGGGGGGUGGGUGGAGGGUAGGGAAGUUUCCAGAGGCAGAUAGAGGGGAGGUUAUAAAGGGGCUACCGACGAUCGUCUGGCAGAAUCAUGCAGUCUAAGCGGGAGUGUGAGCUCUGGUGCGAGAGAGUGAAUCCAGAGAACAAGGCGGCGCUGGAGGCGUGGGUCAGGGAGACGGGCAUCCGCCUGGUGCAGGUGAACGGGCAGAGGAAGUAUGGCGGGCCACCCCCAGGCUGGGUGGGCAGCCCGCCGCCGGCCGGGUCAGAAGUGUUUAUCGGGCGGCUGCCGCAGGACGUGUACGAACACCAGCUGAUCCCGCUGUUCCAGCGCGUGGGCCGCCUCUACGAGUUCCGCCUGAUGAUGACUUUCAGCGGCCUGAAUCGCGGCUUCGCGUACGCCCGGUACAGCUCGCGGCGCGGCGCGCAGGCCGCCAUCGCCACGCUGCAUAACCACCCGCUGCGGCCCUCCUGCCCGCUGCUGGUCUGCCGCAGCACCGAGAAGUGCGAGCUGUGUGUGGACGGGCUGCCGCCGGGUCUGAGCCGCAGCGCGCUGCUGUUCGCGCUGCAGCCGCUGAGUUCCGGCCUGCAGGAGGCGCUGCUGUUGCCCAGCCCCGGGCCAG